Molecule: messenger RNA, 900 nt
Organism: Terrapene triunguis (Three-toed box turtle)
Lineage: Eukaryota; Metazoa; Chordata; Testudines; Emydidae
Gene: TLX1
Product: T cell leukemia homeobox 1
Exons: 3
Coding region: 1-900 (299 amino acids)
Biological process (GO): animal organ development; regulation of transcription by RNA polymerase II
Cellular component (GO): nucleus
Molecular function (GO): RNA polymerase II cis-regulatory region sequence-specific DNA binding; DNA-binding transcription factor activity, RNA polymerase II-specific
Source: RefSeq, a predicted model, not a curated record
AUGGAUCAUAUAGGGGCUCACCACCUCCACCAGAACCACGCCGAGCCCAUCAGCUUUGGAAUCGACCAGAUCCUCAACAACCCGGACCAAGGCAGCUGCAUGAUCUCCGGCUCCCGGCUGCAAGACUCCUCCGACUACGGCUUGAGCUGCAUCGUCAGCAGCGCCUACAACACCAUGACGGGCAGUUACGGGGCGAACGGCGGCUCGGCCGGGGCUUACCCGGGCGCCUGCAGCAUGGCUUCCCUGCCGGGCUCCUACAACGUCAACAUGGGGGUGGCCAUGAACGGGAACAGCCUGAGCUCGGCGGGGGGCGUGAUCCGGGUGCCGGCGCACAGGCCGCUGGCUGGCGGGGGGCACCAGCCCCUCUCCACCGGGAUGCCCACCGUGCCCUCGGUGAACACCAUGAACAACCUCACGGGACUCACUUUCCCCUGGAUGGAGAGCAACAGGCGAUACACGAAAGACAGGUUCACAGGUCACCCCUACCAGAACCGGACGCCGCCCAAGAAAAAGAAACCCCGGACGUCUUUCACCCGGCUGCAGAUCUGCGAGCUGGAGAAGCGGUUCCACCGGCAGAAGUACCUGGCCUCGGCCGAGCGGGCCGCCCUGGCCAAGGCCCUCAAGAUGACAGAUGCCCAGGUGAAGACCUGGUUCCAGAACAGGAGGACAAAAUGGAGGCGACAAACUGCAGAGGAGAGGGAGGCCGAGAGACAGCAAGCCAACCGUAUCCUCAUGCAGCUCCAGCAGGAGGCCUUCCAGAAAAGCAUCAAUCAGCCCCUCCAGGCAGACCCCAUCUGUGUCCACAACUCUUCCCUCUUCGCCCUCCAGAACCUCCAGCCUUGGUCCGAUGACUCGUCCAAGAUCACCAGCGUCACCUCCGUCGCCUCUGCUUGUGAAUAG